CAACCAGGGUCAGGAAGGUGAGAUCCAGCAGAUAGUGAUCAGACACUCUUUGGUUGUUGUCAUCACCCUUCUAGAUACCACAUCUGAAGAAGAAAUCCAAAAAAAGGGGAGGUGGACAUUAAAUGCCACAUUGUCGGUUAUAUACUGAUGAAGAGAAAGAGGUCUGUGGAUGGCGUGGCUGCCUAAAACACAGACUUUUAGAAAAUGUUGAAUCUGCUGGACAUUUCCAAGUCAAUUUUUUCCCGGAGCAUUUGCUCACAGCUGACCAGACAACGGGCUGCUGGACCCACAACAGGCUGUUGAUGAACCACAAUUCAUUGAGAUGACAUAGGGAAAGGGUCAAGGACAAUGGUGCAGAAAAAGAAGAGCUGCCCUCGGUUACUCGACUACCUUGUUAUCAUUGGAGCCAGGCAGCCAAGUAGUGAUAGUGUUGCUCAAACUCCUGAGCUGCUACGACGUUAUCCUCUAGAAGACCACGUGGACUUUCCUCUACCACCUGACGUUGUGUUCUUCUGCCAACCAGAAGGAUGCCUGAGUGUGCGACAGAAACGCAUGAGCUUCCGUGAUGACACUUCUUUUGUCUUCACGCUCACAGACAAGGAUACAGGUGUCAUUCGCUAUGGAAUCUGUGUCAACUUCUACCGCUCCUUUCAGAAGCGAGUACCCAAGGAGAAGGGAGAAGGCACAGGAGGACAUCGAGCUCGGGAGGGACAGAAAAUCACUAAGUCUGGGGAUGCGUCUGCACCCCAAGAGGAUGUGGGCACUGAGAGUUCAGAGAGUGGUUCUUCACUGCAGGCCCCAAGUACAGAGCCUACCCCAGAUGUGAAUCGGUCGCCACACAGUAAGCGUCUGGCCAAAGGCAGCCAUCGUUCUCGAAACAGCACCCUGACUUCUCUGUGCAUCCUUAGUCACUAUCCCUUCUUCUCCACCUUCCGCGAGUGUCUGUACACCCUCAAGAGACUUGUGGACUGCUGUAGUGAGAGACUGUUGGGCAAGAAGCUGGGGAUUCCUCGUGGGGUUCAGAGGGAUACGAUGUGGAGAAUUUUCACAGGCUCACUUCUGGUGGAGGAGAAGUCCAGCGCCUUGCUACAUGACUUGCGGGAGAUCGAGGCCUGGAUAUACCGGCUGCUGCGCUCACCCAUGCCUGUCGCUGGUCAGAAGCGGGUGGAUGUGGAAGUUUUGCCUCAUGAGUUGCAGCCAGCUUUGACAUUUGCCCUUCCUGAUCCAUCCCGCUUCACCUUGGUGGAUUUUCCAUUACAUUUGCCUUUGGAGUUGCUGGGAGUGGAUGCCUGUCUUCAGGUGCUGACCUGCAUCCUUCUGGAGCACAAGGUUGUACUGCAGUCCCGAGAUUAUAAUGCGCUCUCAAUGUCUGUGAUGGCCUUUGUGGCUAUGAUCUACCCGUUAGAAUAUAUGUUUCCGGUGAUCCCUCUGCUCCCCACCUGCAUGGCCUCUGCAGAACAGUUGCUUCUAGCGCCUACACCUUACAUCAUUGGUGUUCCAGCAAGUUUCUUCCUUUACAAACUAGAUUUUAAAAUGCCUGAUGAUGUAUGGCUUAUUGACCUGGAUACCAAUAAGGUGAUUGUUCCCACAAAUGCAGAAUCUUUGCCGGCACUUCCAGAACCAGAAGCUUCGGAGUUGAAAAAGCAUCUGAAACAGUGUCUGGUUAGCAUGACUGCAAUCACUCAGCAACAGCUGCUCACUCCUGACAACAAGGCACUGGCCAGCAUGAGUCUGAAUACUCAGCCCAUUCUUAAUCUAGAGAAGUUCCACGAAGGGCAGGAGGUGCCGCUGCUGCUGGGAAGACCACAGAAUGAUUUGCAGUCUACUCCCUCCACAGAAUUCAACCCUCUGAUCUAUGGAAAUGAUGUGGACUCUGUGGAUGUGGCUACCAGGGUUGCUAUGGUGAGAUUCUUCAACUCGCCAAACGUUUUGCAAGGGUUCCAGAUGCAUACUCGCACUCUUCGUCUUUUUCCACGACCAGUAGUGGCCUUCCAGGCAAAUUCCUUUCUUGCUUCUAGGCCAAAGCAAACACCUUUUGCGGAUAAGCUUUCCAGGACACAAGCAGUAGAAUACUUUGGAGAAUGGUCACUCAACCCGACGAACUAUGCUUUUCAAAGGAUUCAUAACAAUAUGUUUGACCCAGCACUGAUUGGUGACAAACCAAAGUGGUAUGCCCACCAGCUGCAGCCCAUCCACUAUCGUGUCUAUGACAGUAACUCACAACUAGCUGAAGCACUGAAUGUCCCAGUAGAAAAGGAAACGGACUCUGACCCCACUGAUGACAGCAGUGGCAGCGACAGUGUCGACUAUGAUGACUCAAGUUCCUCCUACUCUUCCCUUGGUGACUUUGUCAGUGAGAUGAUGAAAUGUGACAUUAAUGGCGAUACUCCAAAUGUUGACCCCCUGACUCACGCAGCCCUUGGUGAUGCCAGUGAAGUGGAGUUUGAUGAUUUUCAAGAAUAUUCAGGAGAUCUGGAUGAACAGGCCAUGGACAGUGAGAACUCCCAAGAGAACAACCAGCCUCGUUCAAGUUCCAGUACUACAGCCAGUAGCAGCCCCAGUACUGUUAUCCAUGGAGUGAAUCAUGAGUCUGCAGAAUCAGCAGAGAUGGAGGAGAAGCUAGUUGCUGGAUUUUCAAACCAUCUCCCGUCUUUGCCACUACAACCAAGCUUUCCCAAGAUGAGCUUUGAUCGACGUGAGAGUGACAGCCCAGCUGUCAGCAUGAGCUCCUCAGAAGGGGUGGUGAGGAAACGAGAGUAUGAUAAUCCAUACUUCGAACCACAGUAUGGUUUUCCUACAGAGGAUGAAGAUGAUGAGCAGGAAGAGAGCUACACACCAAGAUUUAACCAGAAUCUCAAUGGAAGCAGGUCUCAGAAGUUACUUCGUCCAAACAGUUUAAAACUGGCCAAUGAUUCUGAUGCAGAUUCAGACUCCAGGGCCAGCUCUCCAAACUCUACUGUCUCCAACAACAGCAGUGAAGGUUUUGGGGGCAUCAUGUCUUUUGCAAGCAGCCUGUAUAGAAACCACAGCACAAGUUUCAGUCUGUCCAACUUAGCCCUGCCAACCAAAGUUGGGAGAGACAAGAAUACCCCGUUUCCCAGCCUGAAAGAUUACUUUAAUCUGGAAGUGGGAAGGGAUGUGAAUGAAGUAUUUGGGUUAAAUACUAUAAUGGAGAUUAUUACUGAAGCUGGCCCAGUAAGCAAUGAAGGAAACAGGAGAGCCCUGGUGGAUCAAAAGUCUUCAGUCAUCAAGCAUAGCCCAACCGUGAAGAGAGAAUCUCCAUCACCUCAGGGACGAAGUAGUAAUUCCAGUGAGAACCAGCAAUUCCUGAAGGAGGUGGUACACAAUGUUCUUGAUGGGCAAGGUGUUGGCUGGCUGAACAUGAAGAGAGUCCGACGUCUGCUGGAGAGUGAGCAGCUCCGUGUCUUUGUACUAAGCAAGCUAAAUCGCACGAUCCAGUCGGAAGAAGAUGCUCAGCAGGAUAUCAUACAGGAUGUGGAGAUCAGCCGCAAAGUUUAUAAAGGCAUGCUGGACUUGCUAAAGUGUACUGUGUUGAGCCUGGAGCAGUCGUACGCGAAUGCUGGCCUGGGAGGCAUGGCCAGUGUUUUUGGCCUUCUAGAAAUAGCACAUACUCACUACUACAACAAAGAACCAGAAAAGAGAAAACGAAGCCCAACGGACGGAUCUGUCACUCCAGUUGGCAAAGAUCCUGCAUCAUCUCCUAGAGUGGAGCCAAAACCUGCCAUGCAGCUGCCAGUACCACAGCUGAUGCCGAAGGCACCAAGCCCUGCAGGGAAAGGGCUAAGGGAGUUUGAUACAAGGAGUCUAAAGGAAGAAAAUUUUAUUGCUUCCAUUGAAUUGUGGAACAAGCACCAGGAAGUGAAAAAGCAAAAAGCUUUGGAAAAAACGAGGCCAGAAGGUGCAAAACACUUUGAUUUGGGAGAAACAGAUGAGAAAAAAUCCCAAAUCAGUGCAGACAGCGGCCUCAGUUUGACCUCAGGUUCUCAGAAGAGUGACUUUGACUCUGUUCCCAGUGGAGGACCAUCAGUUAUGGUCCGAAGUACCAGCCAGGAUUCUGAAGUUAGCACAGUGGUUAGUAACAGCUCUGGGGAGACACUAGGAGCGGACAGUGACUUGAGUAGCAAUGCCGGUGAUGGCCCAGGUGUGGAAAACGGAAGCAAUCUGACAGGAUCCAGGGGCACUGUGUCAGACAGUGAAAUUGAGACAAACUCUGCUACUAGCUCCAUUUUUGCAAAGUCUCAUAACUUGAAGCAGAAUGUAAAGGAAAACAAAGGCAGUACUCCAGGGAAAGGUCCAGAGGAUGGGAACCAGCGCGUCUAUCUCUAUGAAGGACUUCUAGGUAGGGAUAAAGGAUCUGUCUGGGACCAGUUAGAGGAUGCUGCAAUGGAAACCUUCUCUAUGAGCAAAGAGCGCUCAACAUUGUGGGACCAGAUGCAGUUCUGGGAAGAUGCCUUUUUGGAUGCUGUGAUGUUAGAGAGAGAAGGAAUGGGCAUGGAUCAGGGACCCCAGGAGAUGAUUGACAGAUAUCUCUCCCUGGGAGAACAUGAUCGAAAGCGUCUGGAGGAUGAUGAAGACCGUCUAUUGGCUACAUUGCUACAUAAUAUGAUUGCCUAUAUGCUUAUGAUAAAGGUGAAUAAGAAUGACAUUAGGAAAAAGGUGCGUCGUCUGAUGGGAAAAUCACAUAUUGGAUUGGUGCACAGCCAGCAAUUAAAUGAUAUUCUAGACAAGCUUGCUAACCUGAAUGGACGGGAACUCCCUGUGAGACCCAGCGGCAGCCGCCACAUCAAGAAGCAGACUUUUGUAGUCCAUGCUGGGACAGACACUACGGGAGAUAUAUUUUUCAUGGAGGUGUGUGAUGACUGCAUCGUGCUGAGAAGCAACAUUGGAACCGUGUAUGAACGUUGGUGGUAUGAGAAACUCAUCAACAUGACUUACUGUCCCAAAACAAAAGUCCUGUGUCUCUGGCGGAGGAAUGGUCAGGAAACACAACUGAACAAGUUCUACACUAAGAAGUGUCGGGAAUUAUACUACUGUGUAAAAGACAGCAUGGAGCGAGCAGCAGCAAGACAGCAAAGCAUUAAGCCAGGCCCUGAGUUGGGUGGUGAGUUUCCUGUGCAGGAUAUGAAAACUGGUGAAGGAGGUCUUCUGCAGGUGACACUGGAAGGAAUUAACCUGAAAUUUAUGCACAGUCAGGAGCGGAAGGUUUUCAUAGAGCUGAAUCACAUUAAAAAGUGCAAUACUGUGCGAGGAGUCUUUGUCCUGGAGGAAUUUGUUCCUGAAACUAAAGAAGUGGUGAGCCACAAGUACAAGACGCCAAUGGCUCACGAGAUCUGCUACUCCGUGCUGUGUCUCUUCUCUUAUGUGGCUGCCAUUCGUGGGAAAGAGGCAGAAAACAAAAGCAAACCACCUCGUCCAGUUUCCAGUUGAUCAUGAUAUUGGAAAAUACCUACCCUAUGGCACACUGGUGUGCAGUAUUUGCAUUUUUACUGCAGUUACUGGAGCUCACUUUCUUGUCUUCUAUGAGAACUUGGUUAUUUAUGUAUGACCCUGUGAGUCUUUCCCCAUAGAAAAAUCUAAGACUUCAUUGCUCAGUCUCCUUCUGAAUUCAUCCUUAGUGGAGUUUUUAUAUGAGCAGUUCAUCAGACAGUUUUGAGCAUCAGCGUCCAGCCAUUCCCUGGAAUCCUUUUUUUCUUUUUUCCACCUUAAGAUGACUAAUAUGGCUUAAGUUCAGUUGGUUUUUGUUUCUAGUGGUACUUGUUCCAGACUUAUCACUUUACAACUGCAGAUUUCUACUUUGCAGUUCUCUUGUGUGCAGUGAAAGCAGUCUGGUUCUGCACGUUGUUUAAAUGUAAUGUUUUUUACUGUUUUCCUUCUAUGUUGUUCACUUUUACCCACCAACAUGGAGUUCUCCACACCCUUUUGGUAAAGAUGGUCAAGUUAGCUACUAUAGUCAUAAAAUACCACAUGUGACAAUGGCAGUUGGGUUAUUAAAUUGGUCUAUCUGUGGAGAUGGCUGCUUCUGAAGUGGGAAAAAAAGGAAAUUUGAAAGCAAUGUAUCAUGAAAACCCCCGACAUCCCUUAAGUUGUGUGGAUUUUAGAUUGGAUGGGAGUUUGGAUAAUGUUUGUGGGCAUCCCAGCAGUGUAGCUGAUAGCAGUUAAUCACAGGGAGCAGAAAAUGAAAAAGGAAGUGUAGUAACUUGUAAGCAUUAAUGACAGAAGCUCUUGUAAUGUACCAAUGUAAUUCUGGAUUUGUAACUAUACAAGACAUUUCUAUAGUAACAUGCAGAAUGUGCUCAGAAGCUCAAAGGAUUACUCUGUCUCCAAAAUUUUCAGUCUGUUGCUUUUUUUCAGUCUGUACUUUUGUAUAUCAAGGAAUCUCAAAAUACUGUGUUAAUGUGUAAUGAAACUCCCUCAGUUAAUACUCUCCAUCGCAUUCCUUAUUUUAAGUAGAUUGAAUAUGAAUGUUUUUUUGCAUCCUGUUUUUGUUACUGAACUGUACUGCACUUGUCUGGAAAGCUCUCAGGAUACCGGGAGGUGAGACUGUCUAGAGAAAAAUAAUACUUGUGAAAUAUAUGGAAAAAUGCUCUUGAUGCAAACUGAUGUAUGUUUUAACAUAGGAUUCUGUGUAAAUGAACCUGGAAAUAACCCUGUUCUGGCUUUGUCAGGGGUCUAUUAUUUUGAAUGGAAUACACUAGUAAUGAGUGAGGAAAAUAUGUAAAUAUUAUGGUACAACAUCUAUUUAUAGAAACUGUACAGCUGUCUGAAUGUGAAAAUAAAAUGUCAUUCAACCAGUGA
This is a messenger RNA of Coturnix japonica (Japanese quail), 6816 nucleotides long. The record is from RefSeq and is a predicted model, not a curated record. NCBI's taxonomy places the organism in Eukaryota, Metazoa, Chordata, Aves, Galliformes, Phasianidae.